ACCAGUCCUACGGUAAUCUGGCCCGCCAACCUCACCCGCACCCCGAUGAACGUCUUCCUCCAGAUCCUCAACACCCAGCCCAACCCAGACCCAGACCUCAUCAAGGAGUGCGUCACCCUGGACGCCACCUACGUCUCGCUCACCAUGGACAACCCGGACCUGCAUAAGAUCAUGCCGUGGGCAGGGACGCGCUACCGGGUGGGCUACCAGGCCUUCCUGGACACCUUCACACGUGUCGGUCUCUGGUGGACCCGCGGCCCGUUCUCGAUCGACGCCAUCUUCAGCGAUGGCGGGGGCAAUGUCACUGCCUGGGGCCAGUUCGAGAUCACCUCCAACAUCAUGCAGAAGACCAUCACCGCCCCCUGGUCGGCUCGGGCCGAGAUCAACGAGGACAUGAAGAUCACCUACUUCCAGUACAUGGAGGAUACCUUCGGCACGGCGAGCACCUUCUGGGCCGAUGGACAGAAGGAGUAUCGGGCGGAUCCAUAUGGGGGCAGU
This is a messenger RNA of Aspergillus aculeatinus CBS 121060, 498 nucleotides long. RefSeq lists its product as uncharacterized. Lineage: Eukaryota; Fungi; Ascomycota; Eurotiomycetes; Eurotiales; Aspergillaceae. The transcript has a single exon. The annotation marks the transcript as partial. The record is from RefSeq and is a predicted model, not a curated record.